AUGUCACGGCUUAUUAUCCAAGCAUUAACCCUUGAUGCCAGCAGGUCUGGAUACACAUUCCUGUGCAUGUACAAUAUACCAGCAGCUGUCGUCUUAUCAAGCAACAAAGAUGGUGAUCCCGUGCGACACCACGUGAACGAAAGCUGGAGCACGCUUGUGCCUUACCCUCGCGUUAGCUGCUGGACCUUCUGUCGGCCGGAGCAGUGUCCGCUUGAAGAGGGUGUCUUUGUACUUGGCAUCAAUCGACAAGUCAUCAUGUGGCUAGCGGUAGGGCCUUUCACAUAUCCUGAUCAUAACAUCCAGAUCUCGUUUAGUCUACGAGUGUCUACAUCUUCAAGGGUCACAGUGUCGAUCGGCGAGCCAGCUCACUAUAGCACCAGACGAUACGGUAUCAAGUCAGACAUUGGAUAUGCCAUCCCAAGGCCAGCCGAGCUGUCUGGGAUCAGGGUCGUCUGCCGAGUGAAAAUCCCGACUGGCGGUCUACUUGACGUUACCUUACAAUCUCCAUACAGGUGGAGGAACCCACGUUUACCUUCGGUAAUUGACGAAGCAUCAUGCUUUGUCUUUCAGAAUCGGAGCAUUUUCCACAAGUCUAAAUGAGCUCUUGUAAUUUAGAAUACUAGGCAUACGGCCAUGUUUGAGUAAUCGGCAGAUCACCCAACCAGGACAGUCUCAAGUACACACUCCACAUGUCCAACGGCUGUCAAGGACGAAUUUGGGUUACUGCAGCGGAGCCUAUCUUUGAUGCCGAAGAUUCUCGAUGGUAGACACGAAUCGAGAAACCUGAUGU
This is a messenger RNA of Fusarium redolens, 790 nucleotides long. RefSeq lists its product as uncharacterized. The record is from RefSeq and is a predicted model, not a curated record. The transcript has 3 exons. NCBI's taxonomy places the organism in Eukaryota, Fungi, Ascomycota, Sordariomycetes, Hypocreales, Nectriaceae. Bases 1 to 600 code for a protein of 199 amino acids.